Messenger RNA from Arabidopsis lyrata subsp. lyrata, 4607 nucleotides. RefSeq names its product putative WEB family protein At1g65010, chloroplastic. Bases 299 to 4345 code for a protein of 1348 amino acids. The transcript has 3 exons. The record is from RefSeq and is a predicted model, not a curated record. Gene Ontology annotation, biological process: reciprocal meiotic recombination. NCBI's taxonomy places the organism in Eukaryota, Viridiplantae, Streptophyta, Magnoliopsida, Brassicales, Brassicaceae.
AAGUAAAAGCGGUGAGAAAAAGAAAGGAGAGAGAGGGUGACCACUAUGGAGACAGCGCAACCCAUUACUCAUUAUUAGUCUCUCCUACCAUUCUUUUGCUAAAGUUGAAGACUUUGCGUUCUUGUAAGAAGACCCUGAAUCGAAAGUUGAAGACUUUGUGUUUUUCCUAGUCCUGAAGAAGAAGUAGACCCUGAAAUCGAUCUGACUUCUCGCAGCAAUGCUGAGAAUUUAGCUGCAUUUAUUAUUCUUUUUUUGUCAAUUCAAUUUCUCUUUUCUUUGAAGCUCUUUUCUUGCAACAAUGGCAUCUAGAACCAAAACUGGUUUGAUGGAGACUCCUCGUAGUAAACCAUCACCACCACCUCCUCGACUGAGUAAACUCUCUGCUUCUAAAUCUGAUGGCAAUUCGGCUUCCCCGGUGCCAACUACUCGUCUUUCGCUUGAUCGUUCUCCUCCAACAGUUAACUCAAAGCCUACUCCUGACCGGCGGCCUUCUCGGAUUCCUACACCUGAGAAAGUGCAUUCACGGUUGGUAAAAGGAACGGAGCUGCAGACUCAGUUGAAUCAAAUUCAGGAGGAUUUAAAGAAAGCUGACGAGCAAAUAGAAUUGCUCAAGAAAGAUAAAGCUAAAGCUAUAGAUGAUCUUAAAGAAUCCGAAAAACUUGUAGAAGAAGCCAAUGAGAAACUCAGAGAAGCAUUGGCAGCUCAGAAACGAGCUGAGGAGAGUUUCGAGGUUGAGAAAUUCCGAGCUGUUGAACUGGAACAGGCUGGACUUGAAGCUUUUCAGAACAAGGACGUAACUUCGAGAAACGAGCUAGAGUCUAUUAGAAGCCAGCAUGCGUUGGACAUCUCAGCUCUCCUCUCUACCACAGAAGAACUCCAGAGGGUAAAACAUGAAUUGUCAAUGACCGCUGAUGCUAAAAACAAGGCGCUAAGCCAUGCUGAGGAAGCGACGAAGAUUGCUGAAAUCCAUGCUGAGAAGGCUGAGAUUCUUUCUUCUGAAUUAGGCCGGUUAAAGGCAUUGCUCGGUUCAAAGGAAGAAAAAGAAGCUAUUGAAGGUAAUGAGAUAGUGUCUAAGCUGAAGUCUGAGAUUGAAAUGUUGAGAGGGGAGCUUGACAAAGUUAGUAUCCUUGAGGGUAGUGUGAAAGAGAAAGAAGGAUUAAUUGAACAGCUUAACGUUGAUCUUGAAGCUGCUAAAAUGGCUGAAUCUUGUACUAAUAGCUUAGCAGAAGAAUGGAAGAACAAGGUUCACGAACUAGAAAAACAAGUUGAAGAAUCAAAUAGAUCGAAGACAUCUGCUUCAGAGUCUAUGGAGUCGGUUAUGAAGCAGCUGGAUGAAUUGAAUCAUGUGCUGCAUGAGACGAAGUCAGAUAAUGCUGCACAAAAAGAAAAGGUUGAGUUGCUAGAGAAAACAAUUGAAGCGCAGAGAACAGAUCUUGAGGAAUCUGGACGCCAGGUUUGCAUCGCAAAAGAAGAAGCAUCUACGAUGGAAAAACUUCUUGAAUCAAUAAAAGCUGAGCUUGAGACCUCCCAAGAGGAAAAAACUAAGGCCUUGGACAAUGAAAAGGCUGCAGCAUCAAAUAUUCAGACUCUAUUGAAUGAAAAGACAGAACUUUCAAUAGAAUUGGAACGCUGUAAGAUGGAAGAAGAGAAGAGCAAGAAAGAAAUGAAGAGCUUGACAUUGGCUUUGCAGGAAGCAUCUACUGAAGCAAGUGAAGCGAAAGCGAAGUUCUUGGCAUGUCAAGAGGAGCUCAAGAACUUUGAAUCCCAGGUUGACAGUUUGAAGGUGGCUUCAAAAGAGACAAAUGAAAAGUAUGAGAAAAUGCUUGAGGAUGCUAGAAAUGAAAUUGAUAGUCUGAAAAGUACUGUAGAUAGCAUCCAGAACGAGUUCAAGAACUCUAAGGCUGGGUGGGAACAGAAAGAACUUGAUCUGAUGGGUUGUGUGAGGAAAUCAGAAGAAGAAAAUUCGUCUUCUCGGGUAGAAGUAAGCAGGCUGAUGAAUUUGCUCAAAGAGAGCGAAGAAGAUGCACGUGCUAGGAAGGAGGAAGAAGCCAAUCUUAAAAAUAAUCUCAAAGAAGCUGAGGGGGAGAUAAAGUAUCUACAGGAAACACUUGGAGAAGCAAAAGCUGAAAGCAUGAAACUGAAAGAGAGCUUGUUGGACAAAGAAGAAGAGCUAAAGAAUAUCAUUGGUGAAAACAGCAGCCUUAGAGAAUGGGAAGGUUCUGUACUUGAGAAAAUUGAAGAGUUGUCAAAGGUAAAGGAAAGCUUGGUUGAUAAAGAAACCAAGCUGCAGAGCAUUACUCAAGAAGCUGAGGAGCUGAAAGGAAGGGAGGCUGUUCAUAAGAAGCAGAUUGAGGAGUUGUCAAUGGCGAAUGGAAGCUUGGUUGAUGAAGCAACCAAAUUGCAGAGCAUUAUUCAAGAAAGUGAGGAUCUCAAAGAAAAGGAAGCGGGUUAUCUUAAGAAGAUUGAGGAGUUAUCAGUAGCAAAUGAGAGCCUGGUUGAUAACGUAACAGAUCUACAAAGCAUUGUUCAAGAAAGUAAGCAUCUCAAAGAAAGGGAGGUUGCUUAUCUUAAGAAGAUUGAGGAGUUGUCAGUUGCAAAUGAGAGCUUGAUUGAUAAAGAGACCAAACUGCAGCACAUUGAUCAAGAGGCUGAGGAGCUCCGAGGAAGGGAGGCUGCUCAUUUGAAGAAGAUUGAGGAGUUGUCAAAGGAAAAUGAGAACUUGGUUGAUAAUGUAUCCAAUAUGCAAAACAUUGCUCAAGAAAGUAAGGAUCUCAAAGAAAGGGAGGCUGCUUACCUUAAGAAGAUUGAGGAGUUGUCAACAGCGAAUGGGAGCUUGGCUGAUAACGUAACCAAUCUGCAGAAAAUAUCUGAAGAAAGUAAGGAGCUCAGAGAAAGAGAGGCUACAUUACUUAGGAAGACAGAGGAGUUGUCAGAAUUGAAUGAAGGCUUAGUUGAUAAAGCGUGCAAAUUGCAAACAGUUGUUCAGGAAAAUGAAGAAUUGAAAGAAAGAGAGACUGCUUAUCUUAAAAAGAUUGAGGAGUUGUCAAAGUUGCACGAAAUCUUAUCUGAUCAAGAAACCAAACUCCAGAGUUCUAUUGAUGAAAAAGAGGAGCUCAAAGAAAGGGAGGCUGCUUAUCUUAAGAAGAUUGAGGAGUUGUCAAAGGUGCAAGAGGAUCUUCUUAAUAAAGAAAAUGAGUUGCAUGGUAUGGUCGUGGAGAUUGAGGACCUUAGAUCCAAGGACUCUGUUGCCCAAAAGAAGAUAGAAGAGUUAUCAAAUUUUAAUGCAAGUUUGCUCGUUAAAGAGAAUGAGUUGCAGGCUGUCGUCUGCGAGAAUGAGGAACUGAAGUCCAAGCAGGUUUCAUCACUAAAGACGAUAGACGAGCUGUCAGAUCUGAAACAAAGUUUGAUUCACAAGGAAAAGGAGCUGCAGGCUGCAAAUGUUGAAAAUGAGAAGCUCAAGGCUGAAGCAGCCUUGUCCCUCCAGAGGAUUGAAGAGUUGACAAAUCUUAAACAGAGUUUGAUCGAUAAGCAGAACGAACUGCAGGGUGUCUUUCAUGAAAACGAGGAGCUUAAGGCCAAGGAGGCUUCGUCUUUGAAAAAGAUUGAUGAGUUGUUACAUCUUGAGCAAAGUUGGCUUGAAAAGGAAAGUGAGUUUCAAAGAGUUACUCAAGAAAACCAAGAGCUUAAAACGCAGGAUGCUUUAGCAGCAAAGAAAAUAGAGGAGUUGUCGAAGCUGAAAGAGAGUUUACUUGAAAAAGAAACUGAGCUAAAAGGCAGGGAAGCUGCCGCCCUUGAGAAAAUGGAAGAAUCAUCAAAGCUUGGAAACGGUGAGCACACCAGCAUCGGAAAAGAUUAUGACUUAGUUCAGUUUUCGGAAGUAAAUGGGCCUAGUAUUGGAGAGGAAAAGGCAAAGACUGAUCCUUUUCAACACAGAAGCAGAGAGCAUAUGAUACAAGAAAGUCCAAUGGAAGCAAUUGAUAAACAUUUGAUGGGUGAAAGAGCAGCAACUCAUAGGGUAGCUCACGGAACUGAAGGAGAAGGGAAUGUAGAGAAAGACCGUGUGGAGUCUGAAUUCAAGAUGUGGGAUAGCUACAAGAUAGAAAAAAGUGAAGUAUCUCCAGAGAGAGAGACCGAACUCGACUCUGUGGAAGAGGAAGUUGAGUCGAAAGCAGAAGGCAGUGAGAACAUGGAUCAGUACAGCAAUGGCUUUUAUUCAACAGACCACACUGAAGAUUCCGGAAAUCUGCUCUUAAAGGAACAACAUAUGAAGAAGAAGAAACCUUUGCUCCGGAAAUUCGGAAACCUGCUUAAAAAGAAGAGUACAAGCAGCAGCAGUCAAAAGUAGAGGAAGAUGAUCUCUUUGCAACUGGGCUUUUCUUGGUUUAUAUUCAUCUUCUUAAAAUUUCUUACGAGCAUAGCUCUAUAUAUUUGAUCUAUGCUUCCACAUGGCUACAAAUCAAGAUUUAGAUUGUCUAUGAAUUGUCUAUGACAUUAGACACUGCCCUUUGAUCUUUGUUCUCUUAUUGUCGUUUUCUCUGUUUCUUGAAGUUGUUUUAGCGUACUGCAAAUAUUGAACAUUUCAUUCAUUAUCUGCAAGAUUCUGUAUA